This is a messenger RNA of Ochlerotatus camptorhynchus, 342 nucleotides long. RefSeq lists its product as uncharacterized. Lineage: Eukaryota; Metazoa; Arthropoda; Insecta; Diptera; Culicidae. The record is from RefSeq and is a predicted model, not a curated record. The transcript has a single exon. The coding region runs from base 1 to 342 and encodes 113 amino acids.
AUGGCUAACCCGGAGCCCAACAAUCAAGCUGCAGCGGUAGGUGUAAAAUUACCGGACUUCUGGAAGACGGACCCGGUCAUGUGGUUUGCUCAAGCUGAAUCGCAAUUCGCACCUGCCAAGAUUACCGUCGACGAGACAAAAUUUCACCAUAUUGUGGCAAAAGUUGACCAGUCUGUCAUUUGUCACAUUGCCGAUCUUGUUGCAACACCGCCCGCCGUAAACAAAUACAAUGCCGUAAAAACCCGACUGAUCGCUCGAUUCGCCCUUUCGCCGGAAAACAGGCUGGAACGCCUGCUCGGAACGCACGAUCUGGGGGAUCUACGUCCUACGCAUCUGUUGUAA